AUGAUGCGGAAAAAUAUUACACAGGUUCGCAGAGUAGGCCCUUACAUAACGGCGUUUAAAAUGUCCGUGGGAUGCUUAUGGACUGGUAUUUGGCGUUCAUUUCGCACUGUCAGAGGCACGUCCGGCCCCCCCGUGUUGCAUGAGUCCCAACGAUGCUCGUUUUCCUCCCGCGACUCUGGAGAUACACCUCCGCCCCCGCCGAAACCUGCAACACCGAAGAAUGCGAAACCUUGCAAAUCUUUUGUCCGUAAUACGACUAUUCUAGUGCAGCAGCGUUGUGACAUACAGGAGCUGCCGGUAGUAGUACGCAAAAUUGCAGAGGAUGAGUUCAUAUCAUUCGUGUCGGAUAAAAUCAUAUGCCCCCCUAUUUCACCGGGUGAUGGUAAGGCUCGCAAUGCUGGAAAUACCUCUACAGGACAGGAACCAUUAGAAGAGGAAAUGGAGAUAAUUAAAAAGAUCGAUGAUUGCCACUCGACAAAGGGUGUUCUCACGGUACUCUUUAAUCAAAAUGACGCUAAUUAUGGACCGAAUAUCGCUAUCCGUGCGAUGGAGAAGAUUCUGAGCGUAGAAAGCUUGCUGGAACUGAAGGAAGUGGAACGCAGCCAAGAGUUCGAGCGCAUCAUUAACUGCAUCGUGUAUAACGCAGAGUCCAAGGCGAUCCUUGAUCUACUGGAGGAACUUCGCAGCUAUCUCGAGCUACCAAGAACGAUAGAUAUGCUGGGAAACGAGCUGGUCUACCGGUGUGCGGAAAAUGCACUUACGAUCGAAGAGUGCUGCGAUGCGAUUGAAGUGUUGACGCAGUGCCGUCGACCGGAGAUGGUUGAGAAGUUCUGGAGUGGCCUAGCCGAUAAGGAAAAAUUCAUUACCGAGCGCAACGUACACUUUGUGUUUGCAAUGUUGCCUUAUCUGAAAAUAAGUCGUCGCGCUGUGCUGGCAGUGCUUGAGCGGCGUAUUACCAUGCUCUGGUGGCAGAUGGCUCCGAAUGCAACGAUAGAAGUAUUGCAGUCAUUGGUUGUCUGCAAACUGUCACCGUAUCGUGUUACACAAUCCUUGGCCCGCUGGCUCAACACCAACAUCCACUCUGUGAGCGAGGAUCAGCUGGGUGCUAUUUUGGAAGCGUUUACAAAUCUCGUUUACUCCGAUACGCAGAUUGAACGAGCACUCGAGCGCUACAUGAAGGCGAAGGGAGUGAAAGUGACUUCACAGAACCUGAUCGUUACAAUACUUUGCCACUGCCAGGAAUUCCGCCUGCGCAACGGGCACAUUCUGAAUGGAUGCAGCGAAUUUCUUAUAGCCAACCACGCUCUGGUCGAACCGGGUUACCUGCGGGCCUACUUCUACCCAUUCGGAGCAUUGGAUUUUGUGCCUUCCAAUGCGACCAAGUUCUUUGAUACGAUCAACAUGCUUGUCGAUCUACACUUUGGCAAGAUUCCACCGACGGAUGUUAUUGAUAUAAUGUUCACGUACCUUUGUUUGGAACGGUUUCCGCUCAACUUUGUCAACCGCAUCUUCAAUCCCUACUUUCUCGAUGUACUGCACGCUAAAACGCAACCUGAACGUAUGGACAUCGUUCGCGGAAAACUGAAGCUCUUCGAUACUGGGCUCACUCUCGAAUGUGCUGACUAUGAUGGACCCUUGUUGCCACGUGACCACUCGGCGAAGGCUGUAUUCCACGAUGGUCGCAUCAAGAGAAUUGUCAACUACAUUACGAGCGACCUAGAGGAGUUGGCCGGUGGUGCUGAGUGUAUGACCAAAUUCUCUGUUCUCCAGCAUUUGCCCGUUAACUCUCUGUAUCUUGUCGAUGUUAUAUUCCAUCCGCCUGGACUUGGCAACAUAUUCACUAUUAACACGAUGAAAGAACGGAACAUCAAUGUGGCUGUCCUCGUGCAUCUACCGGAGUACUACGACAGCACUGGGACGUAUUUAAGCGGCUCGCAGGUCAUGCGGAUACGGCAUUUGCGACGUCUUGGGCUGAAAGUGGUUACUUUGCGGUUCGAUACCCUGCAUAAACUCAAGAUCCACCCAAAAGAAUUGCGUCAGUAUCUAGUGGAGCGAAUAAAAAACGCUCAAGAGGCGCUACCAGCCUUGGAAGGAAUUGCACCGUUAACUAGGUCCUCCUAAAGACCACAAGUGAUUUAAUUUCAUUGGCAGCAUUGUCUAAG
Molecule: messenger RNA, 2162 nt
Organism: Anopheles darlingi
Lineage: Eukaryota; Metazoa; Arthropoda; Insecta; Diptera; Culicidae
Product: FAST kinase domain-containing protein 3, mitochondrial-like
Exons: 1
Coding region: 1-2121 (706 amino acids)
Biological process (GO): regulation of mitochondrial mRNA stability
Source: RefSeq, a predicted model, not a curated record